Molecule: messenger RNA, 1263 nt
Organism: Brassica napus (rape)
Lineage: Eukaryota; Viridiplantae; Streptophyta; Magnoliopsida; Brassicales; Brassicaceae
Product: protein BPS1, chloroplastic-like
Exons: 1
Coding region: 268-1263 (331 amino acids)
Source: RefSeq, a predicted model, not a curated record
ACCUCCACCAGCGCACAACACGUUUGUUUGAUUCCUCCUAUAAGAAGGCGUUUGAAGUGUUGUGUUUCCUGGGCAUUAUAUUAUAAUUACAGGCUAGUAGCACUAACUCUGUAAGGACACACCCCCAUCUCCUUCCUCCUAUUUAUACUUUCUCUUUAAGCAAAAGAGUUUACAAAAUUGUAAUUAGUUUUAUCUCCCUUCCCUUUCAUUAUUUAUUUUGCUUCUGAACUCUUGUCUCUCUUUUUUUUCAGCGUAAAUACGCAGAGAAUGUUCUUUAGCUGUGGAAACCCAUUGAAGGCUCUGUUUCCAAAGAAGAACAAUGCAUGCAUAUCCCCACAUCUUCUCUUUCUAGCGAACAAAUUCGAAAUAAGUUUGACGGCAUCGAUCGCAGAACUUGUACCAAAGGAUGAUGAUGAUGAUGAUUUUCUCACUUAUUCUUGGAUGAUUGACGGAAUGCACUCUCUUUGUGAGACGCAAUUGGGUUUCACGACACUCAUGACCACCGAUGCAGACCUUCCUGUAUCCGACAUGGAAGAAAGUUUGGUUCAGAUGUACGUUGACAUCAGUUCGAAGCUGCUUGAACUCUGCGACGCCUUCACCUCAGAGCUGUACCGGCUUAACCACGGAAACAUGUUUCUCAACAUUGCUUUUAGUAAUCCUGAGGAGUUUCAUUCAUCGCAUCUCGACCGUUGGAGGCAGCACAUGGCUUCCAAGAACCCGGGCAUCGAAAACUGCCGUAAGGUUUUGAGUAGUCUUGCUGAAUCCCUGAAUCAUCAUUAUCAUAGUCUCUACAAGAAGAUGACGAAGAAGGAGAAACAAUAUGAAAAAGAAAAAGUUCUCCUGCGAGCUUUAUAUGGUGUAAUGGUCAAUACUUUAUACAUAUUCAGCGUGUUUGCUGCAGCGUUUACUCGUUCUUCCAAGAAUCUCUUGCAUUUAACCAUUCCAAAGGAGAUGGAGGAGGAGGCUCGUUGGGGACAAGCUUUCGUGGAACUGCAGAACAUGGUCAAGCCGAAGACCCGAAACACGCCCUUAUCAGAGAGAUUCGGGGUUAUAAGAGAUCUCGAGGCUGUUGAAUCUGGUGUGGAGAAGCUUUACGCAGCGGUCCAAGAAGGGUGUCCUAAUUUAUUGAUGGUGAUGGAGCCAUUGAAGCAAUCAGUGAAAGAACUUUCAGAAAGGUAUGAUCUUAUCUACAAGGCAACGCGAUGCUUGUGGGACACGGUGAUUCUUGCUCGAGACGCAUUGAGUGAGAGACUGCUGACAUAA